CUCAAUCCGAAGUAUGUCGAAGUAGUGCGAUGAAAGCAUUGUGUGUUCGCGCAGUUCAAAUCGAUCCUACUAUCAAACUUUGAACGACAUAGCGAAUCCACAAUGGGUGUCAGAGGAACCCCCCAACCCCGUGGUGGAAUAAUAGCCAACAUACUCACGAAACCUACGAGAGCUUGCUACAGUGAGUCGUUUGGGACAGAAAUCAACAGCAUUAAGGGAAAACGCCGCUGGAGCCUAAAAGGGUUCGCCUUGGAGUUAUGGCACAAAAAAAUACUUCCCAGGUCGGACAGAAUUGUGGAGAAUGAGAAACCAGAGAUUUAUCGAAACUGCAACGUCCGGGAUACCUUUAUGGCACGUCACUGCUGGAUGGUUGGCCCUGAUGAGCAGCACGCACAUCCUACUAUUGUGGUCGUCUCCGAAAGCAAGAUUGUUCUUCGUCGAACAAUGCGAAUGCUCGCCAAAGAUAACAAGAUCGAGGAGGACGGUUUCAAAGUGAUGGGUGUAAAGACAUCGGACGUCAGAGAGCUUGCUGGAGAAGCCGAGUUCACUGCUGUAUUGGUUGAUGUCAUGGAAGAUGCAGGCUUUAUUCAUUCCAGCCUUUGUGGGAGACAGUUUUUUGUCAACGAUACAAAGAAGAAAGCUGCUAUCGGCGG
Messenger RNA from Aplosporella prunicola CBS 121167, 653 nucleotides. RefSeq lists its product as uncharacterized. NCBI's taxonomy places the organism in Eukaryota, Fungi, Ascomycota, Dothideomycetes, Botryosphaeriales, Aplosporellaceae. The record is from RefSeq and is a predicted model, not a curated record. The annotation marks the transcript as partial. The transcript has a single exon.